AUGGCUGACAAGCCUUCUUGUUCUUCGUCUGGCUCUAGGCCAGCUCGCCAUUUUACUGCUGAUCAGGCACUAAACAUCUUCUUAGAUAUGGAUGAUAGUGACUUGAGUGACUUAGAAAGUUAUCCUGGAAGCUCUGAAAGUGAUUUUCAGCCUUCAAGCGAGUCUGAUAGUGAAUUAGAUAUCCCUAGGCUUAGAUCUAGUAAUAGUAGUAAACGAAAGGGGGCGUCGCCCCAGCCAGGCCCUAGUAGAUCUAGUAAGCAACCUUGCAUUGCUACAGCUGAUGUACUACAUGUAGAACAAACUGAAUGGGAAGAAGUAGAUCUGCAUCCAGCACCAUCUACUCAUAAUAAUUUUAGGUUUUUGCCUAAAGAUGGUCGUCAGCCAGGAAUAAAUCCUGCUACUGGCCUAGAUGAAAAUUCUACCCCACUUCAUUUUUUUGGUACUCUAAUGACAUCUGAUAUUACUGAUGAUUUUAUUAGAUCUGUCAACAAUUAUGCUGAACACAUGAUUGUAAAAAAUAGCCCUGCAUUGUCCAGAUCAAGGUUCAACAGAGACAAUUGGCAUAAUUUCACAGAGUACGAAUGGCUCAAAUUUUUAGCCAUCAUGGGCAUUGACAAGAGACCGUCAAUUCGAGACUACUUCUCAACCGCUGACAACCUCUACACAGGCUUUUAUCACAAGAUGUUUCAAAGGGAGAGAUUUGAAACAAUUUACUCUUCAAUGCUUCAUGUGGGAGAGCCAGGUGCUGAAGACAAAAACAAAAUAGAACCAUUUGUAAAUAGCCUUACUGAAAGAUUUCAGUUUGCGUUCACUCCAAAUCAGUCUGUCUCCAUAGAUGAGAUGAUCAUUGGAUGGAAAGGAAGGUGGAGGUACAAAAUGUUCAAUGCUGCUAAACCAUACAAGUACCAUAUUAAAAGUUUUGGUCUAGUAGACAGUGGUACUGGCUAUGUAUUGAACCUCCUUACAUACUAUGGAGCAAAUACAUCAUACGAUCCCGAAGCUGAUGCGAAUGGUGGAAUGGCAAUCAAAAUAUUUGACACCCUCUUGAAACAUUUGGGUAAAGGUUACCAUAUUUAUGCAGAUAGAUGGUACACAACAAGGGCUUUGAUUGACCAUCUUCUGGAUCAAGGACAAUACUAUACAGGGACAGUACAAAUCAACCGUGCUGGCUUCCCCAAAGCUCUGAAAACCAUAGCGCUCAAACACAUGCAAAGCAAAUACUGGAUGCUCCAGGAUAAAAUCUUGUAUUUAACCUGGAAGGACAAAAAAGCUAGUCAUCCUUGCUUCAACAAGUGCUACAGCAGAGAAUGUCACAGUGCAAAGGGGCAAAGUAAAACCAGGAGCCAUCCAUGCUUAUAA
This is a messenger RNA of Biomphalaria glabrata, 1359 nucleotides long. RefSeq lists its product as uncharacterized. The transcript has a single exon. Lineage: Eukaryota; Metazoa; Mollusca; Gastropoda; Planorbidae. Bases 1 to 1359 code for a protein of 452 amino acids. The record is from RefSeq and is a predicted model, not a curated record.